Dermacentor andersoni is the source of this 12797-nucleotide messenger RNA. RefSeq lists its product as uncharacterized. Gene Ontology annotation, molecular function: transcription cis-regulatory region binding. Gene Ontology annotation, cellular component: nucleus. The record is from RefSeq and is a predicted model, not a curated record. NCBI's taxonomy places the organism in Eukaryota, Metazoa, Arthropoda, Arachnida, Ixodida, Ixodidae. Gene Ontology annotation, biological process: regulation of transcription by RNA polymerase II.
UAUGGCGUAUUUACCUAAAAAUGCGCUGUGCAAACAUAACAUAAUGCUCUUAAUGCUGAUAUAAUUUGUGCAGCAAUGCCUUACUGUUUGAGUACUUCUGAGACUAAUAAAGUGACAAAGCCACAUUUGCUACAUUUUUUAUGCCGCUAGGCGUCGACUCGUCUUUGCUUGGUGACAUUAAAACGCGAUUGAGAAAAGCAGGAAUCCUGUAAGUUAGUAUUUCCAAGCUUGUAAUGUUACAAAAAAAAGCAAUUUUAAUUUACACAGUAUACAAAAUAAAAUAGUUUACUUUGUUUUUAGCGUUGCCGGAUUUGUCACGUGUGCUGUGUCGCCACUUCACGUACCUGGCGUCAGCUGUGGAUCAGCUGGAAAAAAAAAAGAAAAAUAACCAAACUACCUCCCUCUCUUGUUGCUUUCACGAAAGUAUUUGGGCUUUUGUGACUUAGCACCGUCAUAAUAAAACGUUCCUCUGGGUUUUGCCACGCAUACACUCGUUCAUAAUUUGCAUUUUGCUUGAAAGUAUCGCAUCAAAAGAGGAAAUGAAUAGUUAUUCCAGCAGGGUUUUCCUAUGGAGACAGUCACGACACGACACAAAAGGGGCUUCUCCCUAACGUUUGCAAUACGUGAUCACUGCAAACUGUGUGGCAGGCAAUGUCUACUUGCAAAUGUGGGAUGAUGUAUGCACCGUGCCAACCGCUCGCAGCCAGCGCUCGGCGCGCCUUCACAAAACGCACGCACGGAGCGGCGGCGGCGGCCACACAAACACAUACCCGUGCGGCUGGGAUGGUCAUGUGACCCCAAGCGGGCCAAUCACGAAUAAGGCCAUGGUGACAAGUUGUUGAUGCGAGCGAGAGCGCAGCGGUGCUUCUCCCGAUGCUAUGAGCAGCCGUAAGUUGUGGUGCGGGGAUAUUUCGAGUUAAUUUCGUGUAAAUUUUUCGCUGCUUACGAGCUCAACUCGGAUCAGGGGCCGAUUCAGCGGGCGUCGUCGACGCCCGCGAGCGUGACAAGUCGGAAAUGGCUUCAUCAGAUGAGCCUUUAUACCUGACGGUCGGUACGGAUGUGAGUGCGAAGUACCGUGGUGCCUUUUGCGAGGCGAAAAUAAAAAAAGUGAACCGCAUGGUCAAAUGCCGGGUUACCUUCAAGAACAACCUUGGCACUCACGUCAUCCCUGACGACCACAUCAAGGGAAACACUUUGCGGGUUGGUGCCCAUGUGGAGGCCAAGCACCCAGACAGGAACCAGUACUUUGAGGCUGUCAUUGGAAAACUCCUUGACUACAGCCAGUACACUGUUGUGUUUGAUGAUGGAGACGAGACGACGCUGCGUCGGACUUCUUUGUGUCUCAAGAGCGGCCGUCACUUUGCAGAAAGCGAGACUUUGGACCAGCUUCCCCUCACCAACCCUGAGCACUUCGGUACGCCAGUCAUGGGCUCCAAGCUCAAGCGAAAGCGCCGAUCCAUGCUGUCCAUUGCUACUAUGGAAGAAGACAGCAGUGACGAAGAGUCAGCCCCCACCCCUCCGCCGGCCCCAACGCCGCCGCGCCGGGCCACGCCCACUUCGGGGUCGAGGGGGAGUAGCGCCUCCGCGGGAGGGGGUUCGAGGGCCACCACCCCGUCCUCGGAGUGGCGCAUCGGCCGGGUGGCCAUCCUGGAGACGGGCGACAAGCGCAAACGGGACUCAUGGGCUCCGGUGCUCGUCGUGAACCCAACCGGGGCGGCGGGGCAGGGCAUCAGCACCCCCCUGCCUCGGGACGACGUCGUCAUCCGGUCAUUCAGGGAUGCCAAGUUCUUACAGGUAAACAAGCGAGAUCUGCGCGAGUUCUCGCGAGACGACGCUUCCGCACGGGCUGAGACCAACCCCCUGCGCCUAGCCGUGGAGCGGGCGCUCACUUUCCUCGACCGAGGCGAGCUGCCCACGGGUUGGCAGGGCAGCGCGCUGCUCCUUUCCAGCGGCUCCGCCGUUCCGUCGACUCCACCAACACCUUCCCGGGCCACCGCUGGAUCGGCGUCGCCCGCUCCCGCUGCCAACGAUGCGGGCAGCGGCAGCAACUCGGCCUCCACGGCUGACGAUGAUGGCCACGACUCACAGUCGGACGUGUCCGACGACGAGCCUAGUGAGGAAAAAGACCGGUUUGUGGCACAGCUGUACAAGUUCAUGGACGAACGUGGGACGCCCAUCAACAAGGGUCCCGCAAUGGCUGGCCGCGACCUGAACCUGUACCGGCUGUUCCGGGUGGUCAGCAAGCUGGGCGGAUGCAACCGCGUGACCAACCACAACCAGUGGAAGACGGUCUACACCCGGCUUGGGCUGCCUUCCCCCGCCAACCAGUCCAACGCGCACCUGCUCCGGGGCGCCUACAAGAAGUACCUGCAGAGCUUUGAAGACUUCUACCGCAAGCUCGGUUGCACGAUGGUGUCGAACCCGCGGUCAGGGAGGGUGCGUCACCGGUCGGACCGCAUCAUGACCCGCAACCAGGACCGGGGACUGGCCCUCUUUGCUCGCAAGGACAAAGAGCAGAAGAAGAAGGAAGAGAAAGCCAAAGAGGAAGACAAGGACAAAGACAAGGACAAGGAAAAAGACAAGGACAAAGACGAGGACAAGAAGGCCAAGGACAAGUCAGCAGCAGCAGCGGCCGCAACUCCCCCUGUUGUGGUCAAAGAGGAGCCGCCUCCAGAGAAGCCGAGACCAUCACGAACGUCCAGGGUCAAACAGGACGAAGAGAGCAGCAGUGGUGGUAAUGGUACAGCGUCGGCCCCGUCUCCGGCUUCGGCUGCCAAGCCGACUGCUGCGGCUGCGGCGGCAGCAGCAGCAGUAGCAGCAGCAACAGCAGCAGCAGCAGCAGCAGUGGCGGCAGCCACUGUGAGCCAGGAUGACACUAAGGUCCGAACAAGGGAAGAUGCCCGCCGCGAGAAGCAUGACAGCCCAGAAAAGCGGGAGGCCAAGUCAUCGUCGGUGCCUCCGCCGCCGCAACGUAAGUGUGAGAGUGUCGAGAGCGCCGAGACGGACUCCGCGAAGGAGCCAGCGGCGGCAGCGGCGGCAGCUGCAGCAACGCCAACCCCAGUGGAGAAGUCGCGAGCCUCCAAGUCCAAAGACACGGAGACCACUCCAGCGACCACACCGAAGCGGCAGCCCAAAAAGAACAAGACAGAAGAGCCAGCUGAGAAGGAGAAGGUUGAAGACAAGACAAACAGCAGUUCAGCGGCUCCAGUUGAGCCAGAAACAAAGCCGGAGCCGCUUCCCCGGCCAGAGAGUGGGGAGCCCUCGCGCAGGUGUUCCCUGGACAUGAGCAUCGACGUGGGCGACCGGGUCAAGGUCAAGUACGGGCGCGGCCGGCAGCUCAAGAUCUACGAGGCAAAGGUGCUACGCAUUGAGGAAGAGUGUAGCGAGAAGAAGUUCUACGUCCACUACACGGGCUGGAACAUGAGGUACGAUGAGUGGGUCAGGAAAAAUCGCAUUGUGGAGAACGUCACGGAUAAAACAUCGAGAAGGAAACGCCUGCAGAAGGAGAAGCAGCAGGCAGACGCUUCGUCACAGCAGAAGGCGCAGUCUGGCCCUAACGGCAACCAACAAUCUCCAGCUCCAAGCACACCGAACAAUGCCCCCGGCUCAUCUGAGUCUCCGUCUUCUGGCAAGAAAACGGUGCGCAGAGGUCGUCCACCCAGUGUUUCGUCCAACCGUAGCAGGGCCCUGUCCGCGACUCCACCCCCUGGGAAGCCCUCACCAAACGCUGUGUCCACGCGGGCCUCGCGGUCAGAGCGAGUCCUGGCCUCCGAUCAGCUGUCCACCAGCGGCUCGGAACCGCUGCGUCGGAGCCGGCGGAAGUCUGGAACGCACUCGCCACCUGGUCCGGAUGACGACGACGAAGGCUCGGCCGACGAUGACGACGAUGUCUCUCUGAAGAGCCACAUCUCGAUCAAAAUUGAACCAGGUGAACCGUCGGAGGAGACGGAAAAGACUAUGUCAGCAAUGGCCACCGACUCCAGCGAAGAUGCUCCGUUGCCAAGCCCAGAGCCAAAGCCGGACAUCUUGGAUCAUGAGGUUGUGAUGAAGGAGGAGCCUCCAGAGGAAGCGGAGGAGAAGAUGGAGUGUGACGACGAGGACACGGACAUCGACGAGGGCUCGGCCACAAGUCUGGCUGCAUUCGUCGCAGCUGCACGAGCUCAGAGCAAAGAGGACGCGCAAGAGAAUGCCGCCGUAGAAGGGGGCGACGAGGAGAGUGAAGGUGAGAUGACGAUGCACAUCGACGAGGAAGCCACAAAAGUGGCGGAGGUCGAGGAAGUUCUCGACACUGCGGUUGCCGAUGAAGAGGACAGCUUGCUGGAAGAAGGCAGCCUGGUGAUCUUUGAGGACGAGAAAGCGGAAGACGUUGCCGACGACGAAGAACAGCCACCCACUGAGCCCGAAGUGGUGGCCGCUGCAGCUGUUUCUUUGAAACAAGAGAACGAGUGCACCAUUGUUGAAGAGAAAAGUGAAGUUGCCGAGGAGGAGCUGAAGGAAAUCGAACAUCCCGAGGUCAUUCCCCCCGUCGAGACAAGUAGGCCUCCUACCAUCACUGCGACGCGCGUGAUCACUAUUUUCCCACCAGCACCAGAGCCAGAGGCAGUGAAGCACAUUGAUUGGCUGAAACGCGAAGAGUUGUCAAACAAGGAGGACGUCCGUGAAGAGAAGGAUGAAGAGGGGGAGGAGGCUGAGGACAAACCGGAGGUCGAAAUUCCACCCUCACCACCGGCCAUCGAGAACGAGGACAACAUUGAGGAGGAGGAGGAGCUUGCGGCAGAAAGCAUCAGUGACGUGCUUCUUCUACCCCCUUCGCUAGUUGCCAAGGAGGGUCCAGAGAGGGACGCCCUGCUCGCGCCAGAGCACUCGCUCCCUGCCUCAGAGUUUGACGUCUGCAAGGACGAGGAUGAGGAAGAUGAAGAGCUGCCCAAGGAAGAAGAGGAGGAGGAUGACGACAACGCCGAGCCGAUUAGCCCCGUGGGGAGUGCUGACAGGGAGCCGCCGGCGAGUGUUGUGGACCGCAUCGAAUUUGUCAAGGAAGAGUCAGAGUCUGCGUCCACGCAAGACUUCUACAAAGUGGCCCUCUCGCUCAGCGACGACGGCAGCAACUCCAACGUCCUCCAUAUCGAAGAGGAAGGCAUGAAGGGCAUUGGGGAGCCUGUGGAAUUCCCGCCAGUAUGUGGUGAGACGGUCGUGUCAGCUGCAGAGGUUGAGGUAGGCCCCGCCGAAGGCAGUGAACCCGCAGCGAAGCGGACGGUUAAGCGGAAGAAGUUUAAGGGGACAAAGACGAAAUUCGGAGCUGAGGUGAAGCUCAAAGGCCGUAAGAAGAUGAAAGGUCAGUUGCUGCCAGAUGGCACAACGGCCAAGGCUCCCCGCUUGAAGAAGUGCCGAAAAGUUAGUGAUGGGGAGCAGCGAGUGGUGAAGAAACGGAAAAAAUUGAAGAAUGCGGAUGGCAGCGAGGAACCGACCGAUUUAGGCAUGAAGAAGGCGAAGCGCAAGAUCCGUAAGGCCAGCAAAGACCAUCCAGAAGCCGGCAAGAAGGGCAAGCGAAAGAAGCUGAUGAGUGGCGCUUCAUACGAAGAUUCUGAUGACACAGGAGACGUUGAGAGGACAUUUGCGGGCAAGAUAAAACGUGAGAAGCGCAAGGCCGUUGCGCGCCCCUCGCCACCGUUCCACCAUGACUACCUGUCAACUCUGGCCGAAGUGUGCGGUCAGGAAGUGGAGAUGAAGGCGACGGCAGCGGCGGCGACAGAGUCUCAGGCUGAGUCGGCCGACUCUCUCUUCUUGCUGUGUGAAGAGAAGGUUCCGGCAAGUCCCACGCGUGAGGGUGACGACGAAGCAUCGCAGCAGCCUCAGCAUCACCAUGCUCACGGUCAUCAUCACCAUCAUCACCACCACCAUCACCAUCACCAGCAUCAUCAGCACAUGCAUCAUCCACAUUCCUCACAUCAUCAACCACCGCAGCAACAGGCACAGCAACCGCCGCAGCUGCAACAGCAGCAGCAGCAAGGCCCUUCAAAAAUGGACAUCUUCACAUCUGUUGCCGAGGCAGCCUUGGCAGGACCGUCGAGCGGAGAUCCAUCGGCGGCCGUUCUGGACAAUACACCCCCAACAACUCCAGAUGACAGUGGCGGCGCUGAGAACGACUCGCCCUCUUCAUCACUCGCAGGUUCACCACGACGAGAUGGUGACAACUUUCAUGGCAUCGACGGUGAGAGCACUAUGUCAGCAGACUCGGAGAACAGCCGGGGUUCUGCAGACGGAGCGGUUGGCUUCAAAGAAGGCGGCGAGGACUCAUCGUCGUCGAGGGAGACGGACAGUGCCUCUUCGGCGGAGCGGCACAAAAUGCUGGCGGGGACGAAGCGGCCACCUUCACACGACGAUGAACAGCUCCUUAGACAUGGAAAGCGGGCGAGAAAAGCAGCACGCAAGGCACUUCUCUCUGCUGUGCGCAGGGACUCGAAAGGGAAGACGCACCGGGCAUCACGGAGAGAGUCGUCGUUGCCAAUGUCGUCGACGUGUGACAGUCGCUCCUGCACACCAACGUCCACAGCAACCACAUGCACAGCCAUGAUGCCCGGCAGUAUGCACAUGGGCAGCUUCCACCGGCCGUCCAAGUUCAACUUUGACCUGCCUCUGGACGGCAACAUGGACGCCGAAAAGCGGAUAGCUGUCCUCCAGGACCGGUUGACAGAGCUCCGUAAGGUCUACAUGCAGCUGAAAGCCGAAGUGGCCGUCAUAGACCGGCGGCGCAAGCGUGCCAAGAAAAAAGAAUCGAGCGCGCCUGUGCUGCCGAGUAUCUCCGCUGUCAUCGUCUCCCAGCCAGGGGCCUGUUCUUCUCCCCCGACCUCGCCGCGGCCCGUCGAAGUGCACUGUUCGUAACAGCACGACCCGGCACUCAUCGUUUCCCCCAUCGCUUCUUCACAUUCUCCUCCUCCGUCCUCCGCAACUGCCAUCCAGUGCGGAGGACGGAGUCCCGGCAGUGCUCAUCGCGAUACCCACUGCCACCUUCGCCAGCGCCAUUUGUGAGGGGCGACAGUGUGCCGCCCCUCGUCAUCAGCCAUCGUCAACAAACCCUCUCUGCUUCUUCUUCGGUCUGCCCACAUGUCUCGCGACCGCUCCCGGUGUGUCCUGUGCUUGUAUGUAUAGUUGUUUUCGAAGCUGUUUGCAUUGUCCCCCAUUUGUCUUAAGCGCUCCGGUUGCGUGCAGAGCUCUGAAUUUGUGUACCUAGCAAUCGCAACAUCAGGAGUGCCCGGCACCAUACUGUAUCCGCCACAGGCUCAACACCUGGGACGGAGAUCCUAGAUCUUGCGCUCUCGGUUGAGACGGGGCUGCUCACAGUCGAAAAGGAGCUAGUUUUUCUUGCAGGUUGUGAAGUGUGCUGUUGAUUUUGUUUGUUGCGAAAAGAAAUGUAUUUAAUCUUGUAAGCCUAUAAACUAUAUGAUCUACCACAAUCUAAUUACAGUCAGACCUUGACACAAAGAGCACAGAUGUUAUGAAAUAAAUUAGAAUUUUCUUGCCAAUAUCAGCGUUUUACAGAUAUGCGUUUUUAGCAAAUUUCGGAUGUAACGAAGGUAUUUUGGUAAGGAAUGCGCCUAUGAGAUUUGACAGUAUCAGAUUAUGGGCGCAUGGUGGCCCAUUUGUGUUGUAUCAGAAUCGCGGAGAGCAUUUAGCUGUGGUUGCGUGUGCAGAGCAUGACUUGCAAUGUUCGGGAUCGCACUGCCGUUCUCUUGUGACCGUGAACUUCAUCGAAGCAAACUGUGCAAAAUGGUGCCACGUCGCAAUUUGGACCCUGAGAGGUGUGCAUAUUCCAGGGGUACUCGCUAGUGAUUCUACUGAACUUGGCUGUGGCAAAUGUUUUUCUUCAGUGCAAAUCGAGCAAGAGCGACCGUAUCAAGGCUGCCGGGAAAGUUGUUACUCGUGAGUCACUCGGGACCAAGAAGGAUCAACAAACGGCUACAUUUCCGAUUGCCUUUCACACCUGGUAACAUGAUAUUAUUGAGACGCCUGCGCAACUUUCUGCUACUGCUUCUUGAUUUUUGUCUUGGCUCGUCUUGGCUCUGCCAUCCAGAGUUGUUGCCAAGUUCCGUGCCCUCACUCGGUACGCAGUGCAGAAAAGCGACCCAUAUGUUGUUGCAGUUCAGGCUUUUAUGUCAGCAUGAUGACAGGUACAGGUUGUGACUGGUGCGUUGAUGUCUUGGUCAGAGACGGUCACAAAUAUCCGAUUGUGCAGAGAUUGUGCCUUGCCUGCUUGCGAUGUGAUUUGAAGGUUUGCGAAUUCCAAGAAGGGCCACAAUUUGUGCUUACUUGCUACACUCUUCAAGGUGUCAGGUGCCAUAGACCGCCGUGGCAACACCGUGCGUGUAACGUACCAUUUUCAUCUAUGUCACUUGGUACUCUACCAACAAAAAUAGAACGUUAUUAUUAUGAUAUCUUUUGCGAAAUUAUCAGCUUGACAAAAAAGUGCCUGGUGUUGUGCCGAGAGUGAUGCUCUGAAAACAAUGUUCUUGUUUCUUUUUGCCUCAAAUUAAUUUGUUUCAUCCUUCAUUGCGCAAUGUUCUGUACCACCAGGCUGGGCCGUGCAGUGAAGUCGGUCUGCUGCCAGUGUCAGGAGAAUACGCACAUUGCGGGAGUGGUGUACGGAGAGGGGGCAAGGGGGUGCGACAAUCGUACGCUCGAAGCCUGUGAUUGUGCUUUGCGUUAUAUUUGUGCUAGGUGCGUGCGAAUUGUACUUUUUCAGACUGAAUUGAAUAUGAAUUGAAUAGUGUCGCAAGCAAAUCUAAUUGAAUAUGAAAUGCCAUUGAAAUACCGUAGUUUCCAAAUAACGAACAGAUAUAUUCAGCUGCGACAUAGAGCGAGGUUGACGUCCUAAUAUUCGUAAUUUUGAUGAGCCUUUCUGAUUACAUUGUGCAUUAUGAAGCAUUGUUUAUUAAGACCCAUAAAUGGGAGCAUUAGGAAAAGAGAAAUAACCAGCUCGUUCACAUUAUGGAGGGCUUUUAGAGACUGCGUAUGAUCACUUCUUAGCCAGUAAGAUCUGGCUCCCCGAGCAACGUAACGCUCUCCGCUAUGCAACUCCUUAUGUUUUAUGUCUAUGUGGCCACAGUGAUGCAAUUUAAAGUAUUUCUGCUCCAAUUUGUGUGUUCUGGUGUUGUUGACAACUUGAAGUAUUAGAAGAUUAUUCAGAAAAUAUUAGCAUUUACGGAUGCUGGUUAUUCGAUUUGAAGGCCAAAUCCAAUAGGACAAUAUUCGAUUCAUCAUUCACAAUUUCUUUUAUAUUCACAAGCUCCUAACUUAUACUGUUUUUUUAUUAUUCAUUUUUCUGCUCUCUGGGCCAAGAAAAAGUUCUCCCUCAAAUUGUGUUCACUUGGUUUGUGCAGAUAUGAUAUUUAAUCUUGUUUCUUUGUGGAAAAGUAUCUAUUUUUCGACAUGCGGAAGUUCUGAUCAAAGAGAGUGCUGACAGAUCACCAGUUUUGUCAGCCACGUUUACCUUUUUAUUUUUUUCGUUCGGUCAACACAAUAUGUGUGUCACAUAUCGAACUUGUGUUCAUGUGUCUAUACCUGCGUUCAUGUGAACCUGUAUUGGUGACCACGUUCAGGCAUUAACUGUAAAAAAACGAAGAAAAAUGUGCUUUUUGAUGCCUAUAUAGAUGAUAUUGAGAAUCGUGAAGGAAAUACUGCAUAGGUAAAGCACAGCUGUGAUUUGUGGCUUUUAAUAACGUGUUAGAAAAACUAUUUGGAUACUCGCAAAAGUGCAGUCCCGAUUUUUUUUUUUUCUUUAUUGCAUAAUGUCACAUGUGAAACUUGCCUUGAGGUUGUACACUAUUCUUUCUUUUUCUAAUAUAGAGCACCCUCUUGCUAUCUCGUCAUUGGUUAUAAGUGAGAAAAGGCAUGAUGGUCUGGAGAUUCUGCAGAGUCGCCAGCAACUUUCGAACCACUUUUUUCGACGGAGGAGAAGAAACAUUACAGUGUUGUUGAGUUUCUUAUUGGUCAGACAUUUUCUUAAAGCGUAAGCUGUAACGCACUUUCACGUUUUCAACCACGAAGCCUGGCAACCUGUGACGCUCCACUGUGCUGCUCUUGUCCAAAUGCAAAUCUGUCAUGUUGAUUCCCAACAAAGGAUGCACUUUACUGCCAUUCGCUAAAAUUGCGCUCUGCUAUAUAUGUCAUGGAAAGACGUUAUCUUGAGCUGCCAUCGUCGUCUUCCGCUUUCAGCUGAUUGCUCUGCGAUCUGUGUUGCAGUUUGGAUGGCAUUUAUUGUCACAGGCAAUGCCAUGUGCUGACACAUCCAGAUUGGGAUGCAACUUUGCUUUUCUUUAAUGCUGCGUGUACGUUUAGAGAGAUUUGCAAUAUUCCAAGUCAAGGAAUUGUCCUGUGUACUUGAAAUGAGACAGUGUUGCUGAGGGGUUCAGGGCGACUCCAUUCUUCUGAAUCUAGGCCUAACUUGUAUGUCGGCAUCAGUGACUAACUACGGUCAGUUGUGAGCAUUGUGCAGCUAGCUAAUUGGCAAGCUUUCGUGCUUCAGCAAUGCCAGGUUACACAGUUUGAAUGUCUAGCUUAAAUUACAUGCUCUUUUCCUUACCACGUCACUUCUGGUGCAUCCUGUUUAGCAUGAGUGGUAUUUAGGGUUUCGAGAAAUUGUUAACACUGACUCUCGUUCAACGUGCCAUGGCUUCCUUUCGCAUUUCGGCAUUUGUUACCAUAACAAUGGUUAUGCUAGCGACGUCUUUCCCCAACACUCACCUUCUGUUGCGUAUUCCGUACGCACCAGGCACUGAUGGCCAGUGUCCCUGGUUGCGGGACACUAUGUAACUUCAGUUCAUUUCUGUAGGCACACGUUUCAUAGCUUUGUCAUGUAUGUUAAGUUGUCACGACACGAAAGAAAUGUUUUUACAACUGCGGCAAGUGUUUCAUGCUUACAGACUUCUUCCAUACGCUCAAGUAAUGCCGUUUUUCAGUCAAGUUCAUAUUAAUGCCCUCGAAGGUCGCCCUGCAGGAAAUAUUAAAUAAUAGAUUGUUUGCUUCAAAGACAACCUACGAACUGCAUAGCUUGCCAUAUGCUGUCAACUUGUGUUGCUCCAAAACCGUUGAGCCAGGCAACCUUGUCACUUCACCUCAAUUGGCAAGCAUAAUUGAAACGGGAUUAAGACUUUUCUUUUAAGUCAAGUAGCAGGAGAAACUUGUUUGGUGUGUCUCCCAGAAGCAUUUCUUGUCUCGUCCUUGACUUUUUGCAUCGAGGCACCUGCGAGGGGUCAACCGUUCAACGGAUGGCAAUGCCAAAUGCAUACUGAAGCUGAGCUUGUUGGAGCAAAGUUUAUUCUCGCUCCAUGACGCAAAUGACCUAACUAUGCCAGUAGUCCAUCCUGCGGUAGCGGGACCAAGUGGAUCAGGCCUGUCCAUGUCUUCGUUGAAGGAUCAUGCAUUGGCCAGCCUGAGCAGUACAGGACUCCGUAACAUUUAAAAAAAGAAGAAAGAAAUAGGCAAUAACUGGAUCGAGUCGAUGAUGAUGCAACAAAUGGAGGGAGAAGGCUACAAGUUUUUAGUGGACUCUUUUUUUUUUAUUAUUUAUUUAUGACCUUUUUACAUGUUUUACACUGUGUCGCAUUAUAGCGACAUCUCUGUGGCUGUACAUAUAGCCUUGGUCAUUGUUACAUUUACAGUUGACGAGGUUCCCCUUCUCGCUUCUGUUUGUUUUGAAACCAUAAUCGUGAUUAUUAUGUAAGACGUUCAUAUCUAUCGUAGUGGUAACAAUUUCCUUUCGCCCCCUUCUUUCUUGUUAUACUGAUGGUUUCAUGUUAAGUUAUUUGUUCAUUCGAGGAGACCCUUUUCUUCAAGGAUGUAUGAAAGCUGUUAUGUUCCUCACAGGCGUAUGUAAAGCCUGUGAACGCAGAGGAUUUUGCAAUUCCGUCAAACCCUAUGAAGCCUCUGCCGCGUGCUACGCCCAAAGAUCGGCCAAAGCGCAUCUAAACAUCCGAAGGGAGACAAGUGCAUGUUGUUUUCGUUGGAGGCCAUGCUUUCUGUCUGUGUGUGCGCGCACGCAUUUGCGUACUCAUCUACCGAGGAGCGUCUGCUUUCCCCGAACGUUUAUACUUGCGGUUGCAAGAGAUGUCUACCAGGAGUAACCGCCACAACCGGAUGUCGGUGUGGGACACCGUUGCUCGUGCGGUGAUCGACGGACACCUGUUUGUCGCUUGUCCGGAAUUCUCGGUGGUGCGUGCCGGACAGCUCAGAAACGUCGAGGACAGAGAGACGUGUAUUUAAGACUCUGGUGUGUCUCCUUCGUUUUUUUUUUUGUUCCUGUACAUAACGUUGAUGUAAAAAGACAUGGUGCAAUGACGUUGGGAGUGCUGCAAAAGGACAGUGGUGAUUUGCGUUCCCCCUUGCGCGGUCUGCGUGGAAAAGAAACGUCACUGCAAUGUCGCCGAUGCUGCAAAGCGUGCAUGCCGUGGUCAACGCAAAGUGACUCUACGCUACGCGUGCAUGACAACUGCGUGUCUGCAUCUUUUUUUAUCGCUGUCAGCAAAUUUGUAUCGACACUGCAGUCGCAUUGGUACAGGCAACGUCACCAUUUCUUUUAUUUAUGUUUUCCUGCCGAAUCUUUGUGUGCAUUGUGUAAGAAAGUCCACGCUUAUGUUCCAGCGUGAGAAAGUGCUUGUACAGUUCCCCACAUUAUGAUGGCACAUUCGCAUGAGUUUUUAGAUGUAAUUAUUACUGUAGCCAUGCUGUGUGUUUGUCUACCCAUGAAAGAAUGAUAUCCACCCGCAUAGUAUAAGCCGGUAAAAUAAAUGUUUAUCCUACUCGUA